Molecule: messenger RNA, 962 nt
Organism: Nelumbo nucifera (sacred lotus)
Lineage: Eukaryota; Viridiplantae; Streptophyta; Magnoliopsida; Proteales; Nelumbonaceae
Product: B-box zinc finger protein 22
Biological process (GO): photomorphogenesis; regulation of DNA-templated transcription
Cellular component (GO): nucleus
Molecular function (GO): zinc ion binding
Source: RefSeq, a predicted model, not a curated record
AUAUAUAAUAAUAAUCUUAUAAGAUUUCCUCCUCUUCUCAUUGCCUCUUCAGGCAGAAGAAGCUGAAGCCGAGUGAUCGAUCGAGUUCGAGCGACGAAUGCGUGUAUCUGUAAUUGAACUCGUUGGAUAAAGAGAGUGAGUGAGGCAGAGUUGUGAAAGCGGCGGAUACAGCUCCCGGCCAUAGUCCAUAGAUUCCGAAUCCCAGAGAGAGUGAGAGAGGGAGAGAAAUGCAGCAGUGAGGUGAAUCAAAUUGAGAAGAAAAUCCAGCGGGAGGAGAACUAUAAGUGCAGCUGGAGAUAGAGAAUUAGAGAUGAAGAUACAGUGCGAUGUGUGCGAGAAGGUGGAGGCGGCGGUUCUAUGUUGCGCGGACGAGGCGGCGCUGUGCUGGGGAUGCGACGAGAAGGUGCACGCGGCCAAUAAACUCGCCGGAAAACACCAGCGCCUCCCGCUCCUCAACCCUUCGUCUCACGUUCCUUCCUGCGAUAUCUGCCAGGAAAAGGUUGGUUAUUUCUUCUGCUUAGAGGACAGGGCCUUGCUCUGUAGGCAGUGUGACGUGUCCAUCCACACGGUGAGCCCUUACGUGUCAUCUCACCAAAGGUUCCUCGUGACAGGUGUCAAGGUUGCACUCCAGCACUCAUCCAACAGUGACAACAUCAACAGCAAUGGUAAUAGCAGCAAUGGGGGAAAUUAUCAUUUGAGUCCUCCCACAUCCAAUGCUUCCUCUGCCGACCUUCCAACUAAUAAGAAGGUUCGCUUAUCGCUAACAAGGAGUGUUUCCACCUCUGCUUCUACCCCAGCAAGCUUAUCAGAUGAACCCACUUUAGCAAUUCGACCAAAUUGGCCUUUAGAUGAAAUCCUUAACAGUUCUGAUUAUGAUUGUUGUUAUGGAUUUUCAGAUCUUGGUUCUUCCAGGAUUGGAAGCCAAUGAUGAUUGAUUAAGACUUUUCCUGUUAUUGUGUUCC